Molecule: messenger RNA, 1881 nt
Organism: Varanus komodoensis (Komodo dragon)
Lineage: Eukaryota; Metazoa; Chordata; Lepidosauria; Squamata; Varanidae
Product: ras-related and estrogen-regulated growth inhibitor-like protein
Exons: 5
Coding region: 1-615 (204 amino acids)
Molecular function (GO): GTP binding; GTPase activity
Source: RefSeq, a predicted model, not a curated record
AUGAAUGACAUCAAAGUCGCAGUUCUGGGCAGCGAAGGGACAGGAAAAUCUGCCCUGACAGUGCGCUUCCUCACCAGGCGUUUCAUUGGAGAAUAUGCUUCGGAUUCUGAGUGCAUCUAUACAAAGCAUAUGUGUCUGGAUGGAAAGCAAAUCCACCUGGAAAUAUACGAUCCUUGCUCACGACCUCGGCGAGGAAAGCUGUCCCUCACGGAUGAGUUCCACUGGGCAGACGGAUUUGUCAUUGUGUACGACAUCAGCAACAGAACCUCCUUUGCGUUUGCAAAGGCCCUGCUGUGCAGGCUACGGGAAUGCCACACAGGGACUUGCAAAAGAGCCUCUGAGUCCACUGUCAUUUUGGUUGGGAACAAGCAAGAUCUGUGCCACAUGCGAGAAAUUGGCUGGGAUGAAGGACAAAAGCUGGCCCUGGAUUACAAAUGCCACUUCUGUGAACUGUCUGCAGCAGAACAUUGUCAGGAGGUGGCAACCAUGUUCAUGAAAAUCUUGAAGAAUCUUACCUCUACUUCCAAAGGAAAAGAGAAAAGACGCCCGAGUGGGUCUAAAUCCAUGGCCAAACUGAUUAACAAUGUGUUUGGCAAGAGAAGAAAGUCUGUUUAGUGCCAUGUUCUGAGAAGAAGGAAGAUGUGCAGAAAAGGGACCCAAUCCCCACAGACCAGCAGCUUGGUCUUGUAGAACUCCAACCGAAAGGAGACUAUAGAACAAUACUGAAUUAUUCACAGAAUUUUCUCCUGAGGUCUCAUCAACUGAUGGACCUCAAGGAAAGGCGGAUGCUCUCCACUGAAUGGUAUAGUGUUUGAGGUGACAGCAGACAAUGCAAAAGUUCUGCCUGUGGUGACGAAACUUUGCCGGUGGAUCCACACAUGCAUUUUUGCCACUAUCACCAAUGGGGAGGCAACCUGGGCUGCCUUGAUCCACCUAAACUAAGUCAUGACUAAUCGUCCAUUGAGGGCAAUGGGUCCUGCGUUAAUCAUCAGACCGAAGCUGGUUGGUUCAGAGCCAGCAAGUGUGAGGGAAGCAAAGAAGCUGUGCUUGGCAGUGACUAGCUCACAGGGACUCUACAUAUUUUGGGUCUGCUCUAGAUUGAAUAGUAACCUGGUGUAUGAAUGUUAUUUUCACCCUGCACUGUGGGGUAACAGGCUCACAUUCUGUACUGUUAACUUAGUAAAUCUGUAGACCUUUCCUUCCAGGACAUUGCCACAAAGUGCCUGGUCUAAAACGUCCUUGAAUUUCAUCCUCCUGACUCAUAGUCUCCCACUCCAUAAACCAAACCAUGCCCAGGGCACAAAAGUACCCCAGGAACUCUAUAGGAAUAGUUAUAUGGGGUACUUUUACACUGCAAACAAUAGGUACUCAAACAGAGGAACAAGAGAAGGUUCAGUACAAAUUAUCUUGGAUUCUUUUUGAAGCUAAGAUUCAUAAUAAAAUUCUUCAACAAACAGAAUUAAAAUCCAUUGAGGGAAAACUUUGCUUUGAUUUUUUAGAAGUUAGUAGGCCAAACUAUUAUGCAGAUUUUCUUGUUUUGCAUAGCCUCAGGAAGGAUUCAGCCUAAAAUUACCUGUAUUUGCUGGUAGCUGAAUGCCAUUCUUGUACUGGUUGCAACUUCCCAAGUGGAAAAUUUUAGCCAACACUAAGGCUUUUCCAAUGCAACAUUUUCCAUGCUUUUGUCUGGGGUCACAAAGAACCCCAGUUGAGACUCAUGCUAGUUCCUUGUUGACACGGGAUGUCCCUUCCCCUGCUUCCCCUCCUGUGUGCUUUCAGUUGUACAGAUUAGAAUAUAUUGGGCAGAGACUGUCCAACUGUGCUGAAAGCAAUAUUGCCUAAUGCCAGCUAAACUUCUAGGUAUUCCAUAGUUUCAGCAAUAAC